UUCCUUGUUUAGCACCUCUUUCGUCCUAAAAGGUGACGCGGCUCACAACCAAGCGAUGGUGCAUUGGACGGGCGACAAUAGCAGCGUAAUUCUGAUCCUUACCAAGUAUUACCACACUGAUAUGGGCAAAGUGUUGGAGAGUUCUUUGUGGAGGUCAUCAGAUUUUGGAACAUUAUAUACUAAACUAAACUUACAGCCUGGAAUUAUUACAGUCAUCGAAAAUUUCUACAUCUGUCCUGUUAACAAGAAGAAGAUAAUUCUUGUAAGUUCUUCCCACAAUGACCUGGACCAGAAUCUUUUUAUUAGUACAGAUGAAGGUGCUACUUUUCAAAAACAGCCCAUUAGUUUUUUUGUGGAAACACUGAUAUUUCAUCCAAAACAGGAAGAUAAAGUGCUUGCUUACACCAAGGAGGAACAGCUUUAUGCAUCUCUUGAUCUGGGAAUAAAAUGGACUCACAUACAAGAUCACGUGUCAAAAGAUCAUAUUUAUUGGGCUGUUGAUGGAGUUGAUGAAGAUCCUGAUUUGGUUCAUAUGGAAGUCGAAGAUCCAAACGGAGAUUUUUACUACAUGACCUGUCGGUUUCAGAAUUGUUCUGAAAAAUCACUGAAAUCUCCCUUCAACGGUAGGAUUGACAAGAAUUCCUUGACAGUACAGGAUGACUAUAUAUUCCUUCAGGUGUCUUCAGGAAACCAAACAAAAUACUAUGUUUCUUAUCGUCGGAAUGAAUUUAUACAGAUGAAAUUGCCAAAGUACGCUUUACCCAAGGAUUUACAGAUUAUCAGCACUGAUGAGAGCCAGGUGUUUAUAGCUAUCCAGGAAUGGUAUCAGAUUGACACAUAUAACCUCUACCAGUCUGACCCACAAGGCGUUUCUUAUUCCAUUGCAUUAGAAAAUGUCAGGAGUACCAAACAACCUGAGGAAAAUGUUUUAAUAGAUAUUUUGGAGGUUAAAGGUGUCAAAGGAGUGUUUUUGGCUAAUCAGAAAAUAAAUGGAAAAGUUACCACUCUUAUAACAUUUAAUAAAGGCCGUAACUGGGAUUAUCUCAUACCCCCAGCUACUGAUAUGAAUGGGAAACCAACUGUCUGCAAACCACCUGAUUGCCAUCUUAAUCUUCAUCUGCGCUGGCCAGAUAAUCCAUAUGUGUCAGGGAUGGUUCAUACUAAGGAUACAGCACCAGGACUCAUAAUGGGGGCAGGAAAUCUGGGUGCCCAGCUUGUAGAAUACAAAGAAGAAAUGUAUAUAACAUCUGAUUGUGGCAAAACAUGGAGACAGGUUUUUGAAGAGGAGCAUCAUAUCUUAUAUUUGGAUCAUGGUGGUGUGAUUGUGGCCAUCAAAGAUACAUCUAUUCCUCUGAAAAUACUCAAAUUCAGUGUAGAUGAAGGUCAAACUUGGAGCACGCAUAAUUUCACAAGUAUUUCUGUGUAUGUGGAUGGCCUACUUAGCGAACCUGGGGAUGAGACUUUAGUCAUGACGGUGUUUGGACAUAUCAGCUACCAGUCAGACUGGGAGCUAGUGAAGGUAGAUUUCCGCCCAUCUUUUCCCCGUGAAUGCACUGAUGAAGACUAUGAAUCAUGGGACCUGACAAAUCUGCAGGGUGACCAUUGCAUAAUGGGCCAGCAGAGAACCUUUCGACGGAGGAAGAAUUCAUCAUGGUGUAUUAAAGGAAAAAACUUUAUGUCAGCACUUUCUUCUAAAGUUUGUGAAUGUAGUUCUUCUGAUUUCUUAUGUGAUUAUGGAUUUGAACGUUCACUAUCAAAAUCAGAGCCUAACAUGUGCUUUGCUGACUUUUGGUUUAAUCCUAAAGUCCCUGCUGAAGACUGUAUCAUAGGAAAGUCCUUUAAAAGUAGCACAGGAUAUCGUAAAGUUGUAUCUAAUAUAUGUAAAGGAGGUGUGGAUUUACAAAAAAAUUCUUCUCAGCAUGUGUGUCCACUAACUGCUCCCAAAGGAUUGCAGAUCAGCAUUAAAGGGGAAAGCCUAGCCAUUAAGCCCGGAGAAUAUGUCACCUUUAUUGUCAAACAAAAUCAGGGUGAUACUUUAAACACCAAGUACCAAGUGAACUUUGGAGAUGGCAUUAAGGCAAAUUAUAUAAACCUGACACUAACAGGUGAAACAUUUCAACACCAUUAUGAAAAUCCUGGAGUUUAUCAUGUUUCUGUGGUGGCCAAGAAUGCUGCAGGUCAAGAUGAAGCUGUCAUAUUUAUUCAGGUUCAUCCUCCACUGCAGGCUUUACAUCUUGAAGUAGUUCCUGCCGUUGGCAGAAACCAGGAGGUGAAUUUGACAGCCAUUAUCUUGCCAAGGAACUCUAACUUUACACUUUUUUCCUGGUGGAUUGGAAACAUUAUUCAGCCAGUUCUUUCAUUGGAAAAUUUCUUGAUAACCAGCUUUGCUGAAGCAGGCAAAGUCAGAGUUACAGUUCAAGCUUCUUGUGGAAAUUCUAUGCUUCAAGAUUCCAAGAUUAUCCAGGUUUUGGAUCAUUAUCAAGUACUUCCAUUAAGGUUUUCUGAACAUCUAGAUUUAUACAACCCAAACAUACCUGCUUGGCGGGAGGAUGUUGGUCAUGUUGUAACACAACGGAUUGCCCAGGAAACGUGUUUACCUGAAGAAAGUCUUAUGACAGUAAUAAAACCUGGGCUACCCACCACUGCUGACUUUUAUGUGCUUUUGUCUACAAACCACCCUGAAGGAAAGAAAAAUGUAUUUAAUGAUAAGCGGUUAGCUGCUAUUAAACAAUCUCUGAAUGCCCAAAACAUCAGUUUCUUUAUGAGAGGAGGAAAACGGGUCCUUGUGGCAUUAGGUAGUUCUGAUUCAGAUUCUCAGAGCUUCAGAGGAAGUAAUGGGUACUGGGUGAUAAUGGCUCUCUUUGUCAUUUCACUAGUGGUUAUAGGAGCCAUUAUCCUCUACAAAUUUAAAAGGAAAUUACCAGGGAGAAAUGUCUAUGCUCAGAUGCAAAAUGAAAAAGAACAAGAGAUGACCAGCCCUGUAAACCACAGAGAGGAUACCCAAAAUACCCAGGGGGAGGAAUUCAUUGAUGAUGAUCUUGAUUGUCAAACUCUGGGAAAUGCAAGAGGCAUGGUUCUGAGCAUUAGUUCCAGAGAAAUGCACAGUGACCUGAUUAGCUGAUACAACUCAACCUGUAUUCAAGAAUCUUCUACUGUGGGUCCCUUCUUUCCUCUCUGAAGAUUUCACUGCUAAUGGGAAGGAGACUGUCUCGAAGAUACAACAGCCAUGUGUUAUUUGGAAAACACAAUAAUACGCUUAAUACGUGUUCAUGGCUGCUGACAUCAGACUAAGAUAGCAGAUCUGUAGCCCUAGGCAUGUUUGCAACCACUUUGUCUGUCUCUGGGUCCCUUAGCUUAUUUAUGUUCACGUAAUCAAACUCAUUUCAGACUAUGUUCACUAUGGUGACAUCAGGCUGCCAUUCUUAAGGCAUGAGGGUUAGUUUUAAAAUAGUCGAAACAGAAAUGGGUGAAUAUUUGGGAUUUUUUUCAACAAGUUGGGAUUGAUAUGGUAAAUUUCAGAAGGGAUGCAUUGAAGAGACAGGGUGACCGGUCAUUGGCAUAACUCUUCAGGCCCACUGGGGAUCUAGAUAACAUCUUCCUUCUGUUUCAGAAUAU
Pseudonaja textilis is the source of this 3615-nucleotide messenger RNA. The record is from RefSeq and is a predicted model, not a curated record. NCBI's taxonomy places the organism in Eukaryota, Metazoa, Chordata, Lepidosauria, Squamata, Elapidae.